AUGAUCUUAAAUAAUUUAUAUUGUACACAUGAAUUAAUUAUAAUAUUUUUAAAAGCUGAAUAUAUCGCAUUAAAAUAUAAUAAUUAUUUUAUAAUGCCUAUUCAUUUAUUAUUAGGAUUAUUAUUAACUAAUAAUUUAUGUACACAAUUUUUACAUAUAAAUAAAAAAUUAAUAACUCAUAAAUUAAUAUCUUUAUUAUUAUCUAAGUAUACAUAUUAUAAUAAUAAAAAUAUUAUAAAUACUAUUUUUUCUACUAAAGUUAUUAAUAUUUUAAUUAAAUUAAAUAAUAGUAAUUUUAAAGUUAAUUCUUUAAAUUUAUUAAUAUUAUUAUUAAAUGAAAAAAAUAAUGAAAUUAAUUAUUUAUUUAAAUAUUUAAAUUUAAAAAAUUUAAAUUUCAAUUAUUAUAUUCCUAAUACAACUUUUCCUAUAAAUAUUCAAUUAAAAUUAAAAGAAAUAUCUACAAAUAUUUUAAAUUUAAAUUUUAUUUAUAAUUAUAAUAAUAUAAAUAUAUAUAAAACACAAUAUAUUAAAUUAUUACAAAUUUUAAAUUUAAAUAUAAAAAAACAUAUUUUUAUAGAAGGUGAAAAUGAAAAUAUAUUUUCUUUUUUAAAUAUUUUAACUAAUAAUAUUAUUAAUAAAAUAGUACCUUUAUAUUUAUAUAAUACAGAAAUUUGGGUAUUAAAUGAUUUAUUUAAUUAUGAUAUAUAUACAAUUAUAAAUAAAAUAAUAAAUAUUUCUAAUUAUUUUAUAAAUAAUAAAUAUAAAUUAAUUUUAAUUAUAAAAAACAUUGAAUUAUUUAAUGAUGACGAUAAUAAAUUAUAUUAUUUAUAUUUAUUAUUAAAUAAAAUUAGUAAUUCAAAUAUUCAUAUAAUAAUACCUAUAAAUAAAGAAAAAUAUAAUUUAUAUUUUAAAUCUUAUAAUUUAUAUAAAAAUUAUUUUUUUAAUAAUAUUAAAUUAAAAGAUUUAUCAAUUUUACAAUUAUUUUUAAUAUUAAAAAAUAAUAUUAAAAAUUAUAUAAAUUAUUAUAAAAUAAAUAUAUCUAAUAAAUUAUUAUAUGAAUUAAUUAAUUUAAGUAAAAAACAUAUUUCAAAUUUAAAUUCACCUAUAAUCCCAUUAAUUUUAUUAGAAAAUUCUUGUUCUAAAAAAUAUUUAUUUAAUUCUAAUACUACAAUUUUAAAUUAUAAAUUUACUAAUACUGUAAUAAAACAAAAAUCUUCAUUAACAAUAAAUGAUAUAAAAAAUUCAAUAGCUGAAUAUUUAAAUGUAUCAAAAAUUAAUUUAUUUAAAAAUAAUAAAAUUAAUAAAUAUAAUUUAAUUAAAUUAGAACAAUAUUUAUAUAAAAAUAUUCAUGGUCAAAAUCAUAUUUUUAAUAAUAUCAUACCAGCUAUAAAACAAAACUUAAUAGGACUAAAAACAAAAAAUAAACCUAUAGGAAGUUGGAUUUUAUGUGGUCCUAGUGGUACAGGUAAAACAGAAUUAGCAAAGACAUUAGCUAAACAGUUAUUUGGAUCUGAAAAUGAAUUAAUAAGAUUUGAUAUGAGUGAAUAUAUGGAAAAACAUUCUAUUUCUAGAUUAAUAGGUUCACCUCCAGGUUAUAUAGGUUAUUCAGAAGGUGGUCAAUUAACAGAACAAGUAUAUAAUAAACCAAAUUGUGUUAUUUUAUUUGAUGAAAUAGAAAAAGCACAUCCUGAUAUAUAUAAUAUAAUGUUACAAAUAUUAGAUGAAGGUAGAUUAACUGAUACUACUGGUAAAUUAAUUGAUUUUACAAAUACAAUAAUUUUAUUAACAAGUAAUUUAGGAUGUCCAACAAAUUAUGAUAAAUAUUUAAAUAAUAAAAAUUAUUUAAAUGAAUUAGAUUUAAAAGAUAUAAAAAAUAAUAUUAAAAGUAAAAUAUCUAAUUAUUUUAAACCUGAAUUAUUAAAUAGAUUAACAAAUAUAUUAAUAUUUAAUCCAUUAAAUAUCAAAUCAUUAAAUUUAAUUUUUAAUAAAUUUAUAACAGAAUUAAAGACAAAAUUAUAUUUAAAUAAAUUAAAUAUUAUUAUAUCUAUUAACAAUAAUUUAAAAUAUUUUAUAAUUAAAUUAACUUACAAUCCUUUAUAUGGAGCACGUCCAUUAAAAAGAUUAUUAGAAUUAAUUUUUGAUAAAUCUAUAAGUGAUUUAUUAUUAAUUUAUAAUAAAGAAUAUUUUAAUAAAAAUAAAUAUAUUUUAUAUUAUUUUUUAAAUCAAUAUUAUAAUUUAAAAUUUAAUAUUUAUUCAUUAUAA
Plasmodium yoelii is the source of this 2262-nucleotide messenger RNA. The record is from the annotation of a RefSeq genome assembly. Lineage: Eukaryota; Apicomplexa; Aconoidasida; Haemosporida; Plasmodiidae.